UAUAGCUGUGAAUAAAUAAAAAUUAAUGGGCCAGAUAGAGAGAGAGGUUCCAGAGUAGAGGAAAGGCGUCUAAGAAAGGAACAUUCCCCACUAAAACAUCUUCCUAAACUUGAUUCAAGUCACGUCACUUGCAUUGAAAGAGUGUGUGGUCUUGGUCUGAACCCAAGAGGUAUUCGACCUCCAAAGCUACAAAUGAAUUCGAUAAACUUGGUCAUAGAUCUUCCAAAACAGAUUUGAGAGAUGUGGACUUUAUUAUAGAGGAUUAAGAACUCAAGUGCUGGUUAAACUUCACCAAGAUGAUUCUUUGGUCAGUGCAGAACUAGUUCCCUAAGAAUGAAAGGAAAACCCUCAAAAGUUUUCUAUUCCAAAUUCAAACUCAAUCAAAACUGUUGUUUUAGGUAUAAAGAGGUUAUUUACAAUCUAGAGAAGUGCUAGCAAUACACUCUUUCUAACACACUGUGGGGCAAAGGCAGAUCUAUGGUCAUGUGGUGUUAUUCUCUUUGUUUUAAUGGCUGGCUAUUUGCCCUUUGAAGAAACCAAUCUAUCAGCUUUAUAUAAAAAGAUUUUCAAGGCCGAGUUCAUGUCUCCUCCAUGGUUCUCUUCAAGUGCAAAGAAGCUAAUCAACAAAAUCCUUGAUCCCAAUCCUGCCACUCGGAUUACAUUUGCUGAGGUCAUUGAGAAUGACUGGUUCAAGAAGGGAUAUAAGCCACCCGUAUUUGAACAGGCUAAUAUUAGUCUUGAUGAUGUAGAUUCUAUUUUCAGUAAUUCUACGGAUUCACAAAAUCUUGUUAUAGAGAGGCGCGAAGAGGGGCCCAUGGCACCUGUGGCACCUGUGACUAUGAACGCCUUUGAGCUUAUCUCUAAAUCUCAGGGCCUCAAUCUUAGUAGUCUUUUUGAGAAGCAAAUGGGACUAGUUAAAAGGGAAACACGGUUCACAUCCAAAUGUUCAGCAGAUGAAAUAAUUUCAAAAAUUGAGAAAGCUGCAGGACCCCUGGGUUUUGAUGUUAAGAAGAACAACUGUAAGUUAAAGAUUGAAGGCGAAAAGACUGGACGCAAAGGUCAUCUAUCUGUAGCCACUGAGAUCUUAGAGGUUGCCCCUUCACUAUACAUGGUUGAGCUGCGUAAGUCUGAAGGAGAUACUCUCGAAUUUCACAAGGUGCCAAUCCAUCAAAAUAAUUGUUAUCCUAAUUUUCAUAUCCGUACGAAGUACAGUUACUAGUAUUUGUGCUAUUAAGAGUGUCAUUGGAGCAGUAAAAAGAAAGAGUGGUCAUUGGAGGAUUCUGUCAUGGACUUUUUUCCUCAUCCAUCAAUUAUGAAAAUUUGCCUUUAUUUGAACUGUAUAUCAAUAGCUUUAAUUUUUGUGUUGUAACAAACUUUAAAGAUGCAAAGGGGAAAACUAGGCUAGCUAAAGAUUUCUAGCAUUUGUUUGUAUGACUAGUUGCUUAUGAAAGUUUUCUUUUAUUUGAACGGUAUAUCAAUAACUUUUUCA
Glycine soja is the source of this 1489-nucleotide messenger RNA. Its product is annotated as CBL-interacting serine/threonine-protein kinase 23-like. NCBI's taxonomy places the organism in Eukaryota, Viridiplantae, Streptophyta, Magnoliopsida, Fabales, Fabaceae. The transcript has 8 exons. The record is from RefSeq and is a predicted model, not a curated record. Bases 509 to 1219 code for a protein of 236 amino acids. Gene Ontology annotation, molecular function: protein kinase activity; ATP binding. Gene Ontology annotation, biological process: signal transduction; protein phosphorylation.